GCCCCCCCCCAUGGGGAGAUGAUUAGGGAGGGUGUCUGGGUCCGCUGCAGCUGUUAAAUACCACCCCUGGAGCAGGUCAUAUUUCAUCCGUGUUGCAUUGGCAACUGGAGAGGAAGAGUGUGCUUGUGUGCAGGAGAGAUGGCAGAAGCAAAUCCCCCGAGAGGCAAGAUGAGAUUCAAAAGGAAUGCGUCCUCUUUUCCAGGGAACUUGCAUUUGGUAAUGGUCUUGAGACCUACAAGUUUUAUCCAACGCACUUUCACAGACAUUGGCUUUCGGUUCAGUCAAGAUGAUUUCAUCCUCAAAUUGCCGGUUGUAAUGCUGAGUUCUGUCAGUGACUUACUGAGUUACAUUGAUGAGAAGCAGUUAACCCCUGAGUUUGGAGGCACCUUGGAAUACUGUCACAGUGAAUGGGUUAUCUUCAGAACAGUUAUUGAAAAUUUUGCCCUGAAUGUGAAGGAAAUUGCACAGUUAUUGCAGUCCUUUGGGACUGAGUUGGCUGAGACCGAACUGCCAGAUGAUGCUUUUGCCAUUGAGCAACUAUUGACAGUCCGUAGUGAAAAAUAUUUUCAAUUGAAGGCAGAGAUUGUAAGUGUUAGGAAAGAAGGAAAUAUGCUGCUGAGGACUUUUGAAGUGCCUAACACCAAAGAAUCAGAAGAGGAACCUCCUGGAGAAAAGCCCGGAGAUUGGGAAACUGUUAAUAGAUUACUUGCUCAACUGCACGAGAUGGAAGUGGCCUUUGAUGAAUUUUGGGAUAAGCACCAACUCAAGAUGGAUCAGUAUGUACAACUCUGGAAAUUUGAACAAAAUUUUCUAGAGCUUAAGGAUGAUAUUGAAUUCUUGAUGGACCAGCAUGCCACCAUCCCCAGUACUGGAGAAAACACGGCAGAUGUGAAGCAAAGGCUCACAGAACUGGGGACCUUGGAUGAGAUGGCUAAGGAUCUGAUUGGGAAGGCCCAACUUCUGAUACUGCAUGGGCACCAACUUGCAGCCAAUCACCACUAUGCCGUUGACUUAAUCUGCCAGAGGUGCAAUGAGUUAAGACACCAGACAGAUGUAUUGUCCGAAGAGCUGAAAGCCAAAGAGAAGAAGCUCUCCAAGACCUUGGAACUCCAGAAUCGGCUGCGCCAGGCUCUCCUGUGCUGUGAUGAGGGGGCCUAUCUCCUUGCUAAUCAGCCGAUGGAUAAAUGCCAGGCAAAAGAAGGUGCUCAGAGAGCUCUUUAUGACAUCGAGAAGUUCCUUGAUGUGACUCUCCCCAAUUUAAAGUAUGAUCCUCGUGUCCUACAGCGGGAAUUUGAGGUCAUUUUGACUCCCGAACUCAAGGCUCAGAUUCAGGCCGUCCACGUCAAGCUGGAAAGCAUUCGCAACAUGUUCCAGAACCGGCAGAAUUGUUUCCGGAAGAUGACAGAUAAGCAUUCCCGGCCCGUCCAACUUGUGGCGCCUCGGCCCGAGCACGCAGGCAGAUCCAAAUCGCCGCUGUUCUCACCCAAACACGGGAUGGACUUUAACUCUUCCUUGAAAUUCUCCUUUGAUCUCUCUCUUCCUGGGAAGAAGUCAAGAAAAACUCAGAACUCACGAAAAAUUGAAGUGAUGCAUGAUUAUGAAGAGAAGAGAAAUUCCUUACCAUAUAUUAUUUCAGAGAGCGAUGACAGCUUGAAUGUGCUUAAAAGCCAUGUCAUAAAUGAACUGAUAGAGACAGAGAGAGUGUAUGUGAAUGAACUGUUCACUGUCUUGAUGGGCUACCGAGCAGAGAUGGACAACCCCGAGAUGCUGGAGCUCAUCCCACCUGCCCUGAGAAACAGGAAGGACAUUCUCUUCGGGAACAUGCCUGAAAUCUAUGAAUUCCAUAGCAAGAUUUUUCUGCACAGCCUGGAAGGCUGCCUUGGAGUGCCACAACGCGUGGGAUUCUGUUUCCUGGAAAGGAGGAAUGAUUUUCAGAUCUAUGAGAAGUACUGUCAGAACAAACCCAGAUCUGAACUACUUUGGAGACAGUACUCAGAAAGUCUCUUUUUCCUGGAAUGCCAAAAGAAGCUAGAACAUAAACUUGGCCUGGACUCCUAUCUGCUCAAACCAGUGCAACGCCUGACAAAAUAUCAGUUGCUUCUGAAGGAGUUACUCAAGUACAGUGGUAACUGUGAAGGCAUCCAGCAGCUCCAGGAAGCCCUUGCUGCAAUGUUGGACUUACUGAAGUCAGUCAAUGAUUCAAUGCAUCAGACUGCCAUUACUGGCUAUGAUGGUAACCUAAGUGACCUGGGCAGGGUAUUAAUGCAAGGAUCCUUCAGUGUUUGGAUUAGUCAUAGAAAAGGUACCACCAAAAUGAAGGACUUUGCCCGAUUCAAGCCCAUGCAGCGCCACCUUUUCUUGUAUGAGAAAGCUAUUGUGUUCUGUAAGAGGAGAGAUGAACAUGGAGACGGACAUGAGCGAACUCCCUUCUAUAGCUUUAAGCACUAUUUGAAAAUGAGUGCCGUUGGAAUCACUGAGAAUGUGAAAGGAGAUAACCGCAAAUUUGAAAUCUGGUACAGUGGGCGUGAAGAAGUUUACAUUGUGCAGGCCCAGACCAUGGAAUCAAAGGUAGCCUGGUUGGGCGAAAUAAGGAAAAUUUUGAUUAAGCAACAAGAACUUAUCAAAGUUGAGAAGCAGCAGCAGAACCAGGCUGUGGACCCAAUUCCAAUUGUUCCUCAGCUGACUGAUGGAAUACAGCAGCAAGUCUCUGUAAGCUCUGAAGAAAACGAAUCUGAUCGCACGAGCCCCGUGACAUUGGACAAUUUGGUUCUGUCUCCUCAGACUAAAACAAGCAAAAGUUCCUCAAGGACAUCACUGACCGUGGAACUUGGUGAAAGCCUGGAAGAAUGGGUUAACAGUGGCUUCCUGUUGGCUUGUUCAGACACAGAGGAGGAAGAUGGGAGCCAAUUGUCUCCAAGAAUGUAUAAAGCCCUUAGAGAAUGUGAGAAGAAAGAAUCGGAUGAUCAGCUGGUUAAAAAUGGGGAUGCCUGUUCACUCCUACAUGAGGAUGGUGAGGCAGAAGGGUCGAUGAAAAAUCCAAAUGGAAGAAAAGAAGGUGUGAUUCCGGGGGAGAGUUCACAGAGUGUAAUCUGGGACAGUAGGGUUCGGAAGGCCAAAGUUGAAGGUAUUAUAAAACUGAAAAGAGGGCGCCAGAUGCAUUUCAAGACAACGACAGGCUGAAUUCAAGACUUAUUUUACUUUAAUCAGUCUCCACCAGCUAGAGCAAAAGUCACCCUUUGGGAGUGACACUGGGCCCACCUUUCCCUCUCUACCUCCCCACCCCAAAGCAAAUGCUUUGUAAAUGAUUUACAUUUUCCCCAAAUCCAUUGGUCGCUGCUGUUGACUCUAGCACUGGGCAAAAGAGGUGUGUGGAUCCCAAUCUGAUCAGCUCUCUGCUUGAAGAGAGAAGGGAAGAAGAGAGGAUGGUUGUGUCCUUGCAAACAGAACAGCGAUCAAAAUGCGUGUUUUACAGCCGUUUAGAUCAUCGUGCUUCAAUCGGCUUGUUAUUAAGCAAUACAGUAUUAACAAAGAAUGCCAGCCAUGGACUAACCGCAAAAUGGGCGAAUGCCUGCCUCUGUGCUCAGGUCACAAACAUUUGCUCUAUUUCUCUUGUGACCUUCAUGGGGUGUGGACGUUCAUCUUGAAUAGAAAGAAUCAGAGUUGCCUUUUCCAUAAUAUCAGCAUUUUCAAUGUAUUAAAAGAGCCAGAAGGUCUGAUCUUGAACUCAGGAGAAAAUUAAUUACAUUAAUUUUUAGUGCAAUUCAAUGCAGGGUCUAGGAAAUGAAACAUGUGAUGGCUUUUUAUUUCACCCCAUUCAUCACCAUAACUAAUCAGAGUAGCUUUGAGGGCACACGAGCACCUUUUUUCUAUCUAUCUUUCUUUCUUUGGUUUUGUUUUGUUUUAUAAAGUGUUUGCUAACAAAGAAAUUUAAAUCCACUUUGGGCCUGUGCUUACAGGCUUUGCAGGCUUUGCUUUGCAAAGACAAAUCCUCGAUUUUAAGCUCCCAUGUACUUUGGCAAAAAUGAUUUUUUUUUUUUGCUAACCAUAAUUAGUUUCCAUUGCAAUCACAAUCAGAUUAAUGGCAGGAAAGCAUAGCACAGUUACAAGAGUGCUAGAUUUGGAUCCAGAGUCCCUGGUUUCAAAUCUUCCCUCUGCCACUUACUAUCUGGGUGACCUUGGCCAAGUCACUUAACAUUUUUGAGCCUCAGUUUCCUCCUGUGUAAAACGAGGGGGUUAGACCAGAUGGUUUUUUACAUCACUUCUAACUCACAAUAAUGUGUUAGUACAAGCGUUGCAUUUUUUCCCCCAGUGUUUUAGAAAAUUGGGCUCUUUGUAACAAUUCAAGCAUCCUGGUGGUGAUCACCAUUCUACUAAGCAUUUAUUAAGCACCUCUCUUUACUCAAAAAUUGAGUGCAGAGGACAUAAUCUCUGCCCACCAGGAGUUUCUAAUGAGAUCUACCACACAAUGACAUUUUAGUUAUUAUUUGAAAAGCAGUAUAAGAAAGUGGUUGGGAGCCAGACUUGGAGAGAGGUGAGACUUUGGUUUCAAAUCCUGUCUCUGAUGCUUGUUCACUGUGUGACCCUGGGCAAGUCACUUUACCACUCUGAGCCUCAGUUUCUUCAUCUGUGAAAUGGCGAUAACAAUAACUGUAAUAUUUUCCUCACAAGGUUUCUAUGAGGAUUAGAUGAGAUUAUAUUUGUAAAGCGCUUUGCCAACUUUUAAGUGCUAUAGAAAUGCCAGCUAUUAUUGUUAAUAAUUAAAGAUAAGGUGCAUUUUCAACCUCCACAGCCAAACCAGUCGACUGAAAAUCAACCUCUUCAGUGGACUAUGGUAAAAUGAGAUUGGAUCACAAUGAUCCUGAUCAGGCUGUGCAGCCUCACAAGAAACUGUAUCUGACCAUUUGCUGAGUAUUGAAACAUUAGAAUUAAAAGCUUUUUCUAGU
This is a messenger RNA of Dromiciops gliroides (monito del monte), 4943 nucleotides long. It is a transcript of the gene MCF2, whose product is annotated as MCF.2 cell line derived transforming sequence. Bases 139 to 3180 code for a protein of 1013 amino acids. Lineage: Eukaryota; Metazoa; Chordata; Mammalia; Microbiotheria; Microbiotheriidae. The record is from RefSeq and is a predicted model, not a curated record. Gene Ontology annotation, biological process: dendrite development; intracellular signal transduction. Gene Ontology annotation, molecular function: guanyl-nucleotide exchange factor activity. The transcript has 27 exons. Gene Ontology annotation, cellular component: cytoplasm.